AUGGCUGCUAUAUCAGAAGAUAUUGCAAAUUCGAGCAUUCCACCCCCUACGCAGGCUCUGAUAGACAAGGCAGACUUGGAAACGGGUAGCGUAUUCGCAAUAGAUCCGGUUCAGCCUCGCAUACUACCACAAUAUAUUCCAUUAUCCAAACACAAUUCGAGUAAUACGCAAGAAAUAUUCAUCGAUUCCAUCCUAAAGCAAGACAUUCAGAAUUCGACUGGCGAAACACCGUCCAAUUUCAUUGUAUCCACGCCCUCGCUCUCUUCAAACACACUACCAAGUCAAGGCAGUGCUGCCACUAAUACACAGGAUCCAUUUGCUGAUUUAUCAACUUAUAUCACUGAACUGAUAGAAAAAACAUCAAGUACCGAAUCUACACUCUCUAAUGUGGCUGUAAAUGGUCUAGAAGGCACAACUAAACUGAGCUACGCUAUUCAAGAAAUCUUGAUACAAUCUGGACAAACCAAGGAAAAGUUGAAUAUCAGCACAAAAGCCCAAUUCAUUCGUCUUGAAAAGCAAUUGGUUGAUAUCAAUCAGUGCUGCCAGUUACUCAAAACUCAUCUUCAUGAUUUAAAUGCAACCCGAAUUGAUAUUCUUGGUCGCUUAGUCACGCCUUCUACAAUGGAUCGAAUAGCAAAUAUGAAAUCUACUGUAAAAGUCAUUUUGCCACACCAGCGUCAUGAACAGUCGGGAGGUCACAGUAAUCAUGGAUCAAUUGCUCCACAAACUAGAGCUUCUGUUGCAGUCACAUCACUUGAUAGUCAAGAAAGCGAUGCUUUUCUUGAUAUGGGUAUAUUUCCCAAAACGGGAUUGGCAGCUGCCAAUCACGUCAGUAUGGCUCCAGUAGCGCCUAAAAUGUUUGCCAAACUUCCUAAAGAGGUUACUGACGCAAAUCUGCCUAAACCAGAGCUUAUGCGAUUAUCUGCUCUUUAUGAACUAAUCGAAACAGAAGCUGAUUAUUGUCGUGAUUUAAUGACGAUGAUUAAUUUUCACAGAGCACAGCUUAGAGAAAGCAAAAUUGUGUCUGAACAGGACAGUACCGCAUUGUUUUCUAAUAUCGAUCAGCUUUUAUUGGCCAAUCAGGGACUGUUAGCAAAGCUUAAAGCGCGGCGUGAUCUUAAUCCAAUAGUUCAGGAGAUUGGUAUAUUACAAAUGUAUCAAUGCUAUGCUCUUAAAGUGUACUCUAUAUAUGCAGCAAAUUAUCCUGCUGCCAUGAAGCUUGCUUACAGCCUUCAAGGCCGACCAGAAGUGAAAGAGAUGAUGCAGAAAUGGAUGAACAACCCAGAAGUUCGUGGACUGAGUUUAGAAUCAUUUUUGGUAAAUACUACUCAACAAAUAUUACAGUAUGCUGCUAAUAUGAUCUACACUAAUAGUAUGGUUGUAUAUGGAAAUGUUUACAGAUCAAACCAGUACAAAGAAUUUGCAAGUAUGUAUCCUUUACUGCUAAGAGAAUUAGAAAAACACACAGAGCGAGCAGGAAAUACUGUGGAUCAAGCCAAUUUGCGAGCAGCCGCUGAAAAAAUUGAAGCUGUAGUUACAUUGGUAAACGAAGCAACUCGAACUGCUGAAGAAAAACAGCGUAUAUUAAACUUGGAAUCAAAUAUCGAGUCUCCGAUUCCGCUUGGGUUUGCAGACAAAAAGCAUAUCAAAGAUGGACCUCUUCUGCGACUAGCUGGAGGGAAAACUAAAGAAAGAUACGUUCUUUUGUUCACAGAUAUGCUGCUCAUUUGCAAAAGUCAAAAAUCCCCAGGAAAAUACGAGCUUGAAUCUGGAUAUUCUUUGGCAGAGCUUUUACCACGACAAGAGUUUAAAGAUACCGUCAAGAGUCGUGGGAUCAAUAUUGUGACUCUUAGUGUAAUCACGUCAGACGACAAGGAUACGAUCGUAUUUGCUUCCAGUAAUGACGAAGAUCGCCUCAAAUGGAUAGAUGCAUUUACGGUUGCAUUUAAAGAUAUCACGGAAGAGCACCGAUCUGCAGUACGAAGCACAAUGAAUUCCAAUAUGCUUAAACAGCCCAGUUUUAACGAAAGCGGCGGCUUGACAUUCAGAGCAACAGCAAAAAAAGGAAAAGGAAAUAUUGGACGAACUAUAGCAAUCGGAGCUGGAUCAUCAAUGCUUCGAAAGGCUGUUGUGUUGAGUGAACCAGAGAUUGUUGAAGUCGGAGGUGAAAUCUACAAACGAGCUUUUGCUGCAACUGGCCAUAUCUACUAUUUUUCGACUCAAACACACAAGUCUAUCUGGAAACUACCUGAUGGAUAUACUAUAGUAGAGAACUGCGCUGUUACAUCUGCAAAUGGAACCGAACCACAUAACCCAGAUUUAGAUGGAAAUCAAAUGGCAUUUGAUAUUGAGGAGGAAGAGGGAAUGAUACUAAACUUGGUUGAAGGCUACCCUAUGUGGCGUUGUGUCGAUCGCGGUGAUGGAAUGCCAUACUUUUUUAACAUCAAUACACAGGAGACUCGGUGGGAGCAUCCCAAAGUAUUAAUAGCCGAGGGAGAAAAUACAAAUGCUCUAGCUUGA
Molecule: messenger RNA, 2520 nt
Organism: Batrachochytrium dendrobatidis JAM81
Lineage: Eukaryota; Fungi; Chytridiomycota; Chytridiomycetes; Rhizophydiales
Exons: 12
Coding region: 1-2520 (839 amino acids)
Biological process (GO): positive regulation of Rho protein signal transduction
Molecular function (GO): guanyl-nucleotide exchange factor activity; protein binding
Source: RefSeq, a predicted model, not a curated record